Molecule: messenger RNA, 1687 nt
Organism: Aedes aegypti (yellow fever mosquito)
Lineage: Eukaryota; Metazoa; Arthropoda; Insecta; Diptera; Culicidae
Product: E3 ubiquitin-protein ligase TRIM37
Exons: 3
Coding region: 142-1512 (456 amino acids)
Biological process (GO): protein autoubiquitination; negative regulation of centriole replication
Cellular component (GO): peroxisome; aggresome
Molecular function (GO): tumor necrosis factor receptor binding; ubiquitin protein ligase activity; ubiquitin protein ligase binding
Source: RefSeq, a predicted model, not a curated record
UAUUCAUAAAGCCAUUAUGAGUCACCAUUUGUGCUAGAUCAUUGCAGUGUGUAACGUGGAUCGUUAACUACAGUUUCUCGUGACGAUUAUAGAAUUAAGCAAUUGUGUAAAACUUAUAAAUAAGAGCCAACAUUUUAAUCGAUGUCCAUGGGUGAAUUUCUGCGCAUUCCGUCGAUGGAACAGACCAAGGAAAUUGCUAAACAUUGGCUAGACGAUAAAAUCAAUACUGAUGAGCUGUUUGCAUGUGCCAUCUGCCAUAAUGCAAUAAGCGUGGAACACCCCAUCCAUUGUCCCCAGUGCUCCAACUUGUUCUGUGCCACCUGCAUAGAUCAGUGGUUCAACACCGGAGGCCCGCGGCCUUCCACCGUAUCAAACGUGAAACGUUGCCCAUGCUGCCAGGCGAAGGUCACCAUGAAUCAAUUCACCUAUUGUCGCGUCUACCAGGAGGUACGCGAGAUGAUCGACAGCCUCAACAAUAGUAUGGAAGAAUUGAUUCUGCAACUAAGAAAACCCGUUGUUUUCUGUGAAAAACAUAACAAAGAACUGAUAUUGUUCUGCCAGGAGUGCCAUAAGUGUAUCUGCGUAAAAUGUGUCUUGGUGGAUCGGCACCGCGGGCAUAUUGAUCAGGUGCUAGAAUUGGACGACGCUCGAGAAAAGCUGAAAAUUGCGAUCCUGAGGGAGAACAACUUCUUGGUCAACCGGCUGGCUGUGUUGAAUAAGGUGAACGCUCGACUAUUGACACGUGAAAACGAUAUGCACCGGUCCUGUGACGCAGUCGUUAACGAGAUGAACUUUGCGGUUGACGCUAUCAUCGAAAAGAUCCACGAAGACAAAGAUGAAAGGAUACAAAAGGAAAUAGCACCGGUGAAGGAAGCAACAAAACGACAACAGGAAGAAGUGGAGUCGAUCAUCCAGCAGUCUUUCGAGUUGGCUAAUGAGCAAACUAGUCCCGAUGUAUUGGUAAAAACCUAUCAGAUGAUCCAAGCCAUUAAAAAAAUGCACUACGAGCCGUUUCCUGUGGAGCAACCUCAAGAUAUAAAAUUUACGAAUCCGAUAACCCCGCCCCCACUGGAAGUGCGUUUUUCCGUGCCCUGCUUCUCGCAGCGAAUCCUCCGGUCCUGCACGGUAUUCUCCGUUCCGCAAAGCUUCGACGGUUUUAUGCUUCAGCUCAAGGGCUACCACGAUUCGGACGAGGACGUAAUCAAACUUUCGCUUCGCAUUCUCGAGGGCUACGACAUAAAUGACAUCAAAGUAGUCUGCUAUCCGAUGCGGGAAGGGGAACCCUUGGUCCGGUGUAUGGACUUGAAAAAGGGCGAAGACAACACGGUGCUGGAGUUUUCCAACUUUACCGAGAUGGGCGGCUUCCUGGAUACCAUGCUCGACGAGUUGAUCAUAGAGAUGAAGUUGAGCCUGUGGGGCACCUAUUACGCUAAGUGUGCUCACAAGGACUGGUGCAUCAAGAAGCUCAGUGGACUCAAAGAAGUCAUGGAAGAUAUUCAAAAAAGUUCAUGAAUCUAGAUACACAUUGUAAGAUCGCGCUGGACGUGACCCGUUGGUUAUAAGCAUAUCUAUUUAUGAUGACGUUAACUUUUUAGCAUUGUAUGAAAUUUUGUUAAUACAUAUUGUGCGAUAAUUGUCGAUCAGCAUAAGAAGAAUCAAUAAUCAAUCAUAUUUUAGUAAACGUAAA